CUGAUUGUUUUCAGAAUUCUUCACUUUUAUCUUCUUCUUUGUUAAAUUCCUGGCAUGAGUUCUAUAUGCAUGAAACCUAUUAGCAGCACUCAUGUGGUGGCUAUACCUUAUCCUGGUAGAGGCCAUAUCAAUCCUAUGAUGAACCUGUGUAAGUUAAUAGCUUCAAGAAAGCAUGAUCUUGAAAUCACAUUUGUUGUUACCAAAGAGUGGUUAGGCUUCAUUGGAUCCUGCGCCAAGCCUGAUAACUUACACUUUGCUUCAAUACCAAACGUUCUCCCAUCUGAGCUAGUUCGAGGUGCCGAUUUUCCUGGCUUUUAUGAAGCUGUUAUGACAACGAUGGAAGCUCCAUUUGAGGAGCUCCUUGAUAAUCUCAAGCUACCAGUGACUGCCAUUAUAGCUGAUACUGAGCUGCAAUGGGCAAUUCGCGUGGGAAAUAGAAGAAAUUUCCCUGUGGCCUCACUCUGCACAACAUCAGCAACCGUGUUUUCCAUAUUGCAGAGCAUUGACCUCGCACAAAAUUGCCAUUUCUUAGUUGAUUUGUUAGAUAAGAGCAGUGAACUUGUUGAGCACAGCCCUGGAAUUUCACCAGGUCAUUUGGCAGACCUUCAAGUGCUUCUUGAAGGAAAUGCACCGCGAGUCAUCGAGCUUACCUUGGAAUGCAUUUCAUGGGUGCCAAAGGCAAAAUAUCUUCUAUUCACUUCAGUCUAUGAGCUCGAAAGACAUGUCAUGGACGCUCUAAAGUCAAAAUUCAAUAUUCCCAUCUACCCAGUUGGCCCUGCAAUCCCCUACUUUGACCUUCAUGAGAACUCCUCAGAGAGUACCUUUCCAAAUGUCCCUAACUAUAUGCAAUGGCUAGAUUCUCAACCUCCAUGUUCUGUUUUGUAUGUCUCCUUAGGAAGUUUCCUCUCAGUUUCAAACGAGCAAAUGGACGAAAUAGCAGCUGGGCUACAAGAUAGUGGUGUUCCAUACGUGUGGGUAGCUCGUGGAGAAACUUCUCGGCUAAGGGACAGUUGUGAUGGUGUGGGGUUAGUAGUGCCUUGGUGCGAUCAAUUGAAGGUGCUAUGCCAUUCUUCUGUUGGGGGAUUUCUAACACACUGUGGUUGGAAUUCCACUCUCGAAGCUAUCUUUGCAGGCAUUCCAAUGCUGACCUUUCCCAUUAUUUUUGAUCAAGCUCCAAAUAGUAAACAAAUUGUUGAUGACUGGAAGAUUGGAUGGAGGGUGAAGGAACAACAUAGAGAUGAAAGUUUGGUGACGAGAGCUAGAAUUGCAGAGCUUGUCCGAAGUUUUAUGGAUCCAGAGAACAAUGAGGUGAAAAACAUGAGAAGAUCAGCAGGAGAACUCAAAGAGAAAUGUCGGAAAUCAAUUGCCAAAGGCGGAUCAUCUCAAAUGAACCUUGAUGCCUUCAUCAACCACAUCUCACAAGCAACUUUUGCGUCAUAUGCCAUUUAUGUGGUUCAGGAUUUUCUGGAUGAACCAAGAUCGCUGACAAACAUAUUCAUCCUCUGUGAAUCUCAUUUCAUACCAUUUUCUUCCGAACUCAUCAAAUCAUUCGGUCAAGUUUCAAACAUGGAGUCGACAAAUGCGCAACCAACCACGGUGUGCCACGUGGUAGCCUUACCGUUUCCUGGGCGUGGUCACAUCAACCCCAUGAUGAACCUCUGCAAGCUACUAGUGUCGAAAAGGCAGGAUAUUCUCAUAACCUUUGUUGUCACAGAAGAAUGGCUCGGCUGCAUCGGCUCUGACCCCAAGCCUGAUAAUAUACGUUUUGAAGCAAUCCCAAAUGUCAUCACACCUGAGCGGCUUAGAGCUGCCAACUUUCCAGGCUUCUACGAAGCUAUGAUGACAAAAAUGGAAGCUCCCUUUGAGCAGCUUCUGGAUCGACUUGAGUUGCCGGUAACAGUCAUCAUAGGAGAUAUCGAGGUUCGAUGGGGCAGUUGUGUCGGUAAUCGAAGGAAUAUUCCGGUGGCUCUGGUUUGGACGAUGUCGGCUUCUGUGUUUUCCAUGUUUCAUCAUUUUGAUCUUCAUAUAAAACAUAGCCAUGCAAAAGUUAAUCUGACAGAACAAGUGGACAACAUCCCAGGAAUUUCUUCAUACGAUGUAGCAGAACUUCGAACAAUUUUCUAUAGGGACAAUGAAACAGUCUUGGAGCUUGCUCUUGAUUGCAUUUCAGGGGCCAAGGCACAGUAUCUCCUAUUCACUUCAGUGUACGAGUUUGAACCCCAAGUCUUGGACAGCUUAAGUGCAACUUUUAGUUUUCCAGUUUACCCCAUUGGCCCUGCCAUACCAUACUUGGAACUUAAAGAUGGUUCCUGUAAAACUAGUAGCUACCUCCAAUGGUUGGAUUCUCAACAGGUAGCUUCUGUCUUGUACAUCUCAUUGGGAAGUUUCCUUUCAGUUUCAAACACCCAGAUGCAUGAAAUUAUUGCCGGGUUGCAAAUCUGCGAUGUUCGAUACUUGUGGGUGGCCCGAGAAGAGCCUUCGAGGUUGCAAGAUCGUUGUGGUGAUAUGGGGCUAGUGAUUCCUUGGUGUGACCAAUUGAAGGUACUGUGCCAUCCGUCCAUAGGGGGAUUUUGGACACACUGUGGAUGGAAUUCCAUCCUGGAAGCAGCUUUCGCCGGUGUUCCAAUGCUUACGUUUCCUCUGUUUUUGGACCAAGAUACUAACAGCAGGCAAAUCGCGGAAGAUUGGAAAAAUGGGUGGAGGGUGAAGAGUACUGUGAGAGCUGAAAAAUUGGUCACCAGAGAGGAUAUUGCACAGCUUGUGCGGAGGUUUAUGGAUGUUGAAAGCGAUGAGGCAAAGGAAAUUAGAAGAAGAGCUAAAGAACUCCAGGAUAAAUGUCUGGUCGCAAUUUCUGAAGGUGGGUCCUCUGCUGCUAACCUUGAUGCGUUCCUUGAUUCCAUUUAACAAGGAUACGGACCCUGA
Theobroma umbraticum is the source of this 2922-nucleotide messenger RNA. Its product is annotated as UDP-glycosyltransferase 87A1-like. The record is from RefSeq and is a predicted model, not a curated record. Gene Ontology annotation, molecular function: quercetin 7-O-glucosyltransferase activity; quercetin 3-O-glucosyltransferase activity. Lineage: Eukaryota; Viridiplantae; Streptophyta; Magnoliopsida; Malvales; Malvaceae.